Molecule: messenger RNA, 1334 nt
Organism: Manihot esculenta (cassava)
Lineage: Eukaryota; Viridiplantae; Streptophyta; Magnoliopsida; Malpighiales; Euphorbiaceae
Product: transcription factor MYB28
Exons: 3
Coding region: 43-1269 (408 amino acids)
Source: RefSeq, a predicted model, not a curated record
GUGAUUUAUCUUCGGCCCACUUCCAGUCUUAGCAGAAGAAUUAUGGGAAGGACUCCAUGCUGCAAUGCAGACGGCCUAAAAAAAGGCGCAUGGACAGCUGAUGAGGACCAGAAACUCAUCGCUUACAUUCAAGAACACGGCGAAGGAGGCAGGCGAACCUUGCCUCAGAAAGCUGGUCUCCAAAGAUGUGGAAAGAGCUGCAGGCUGAGGUGGGCUAAUUAUCUUAGACCUGAUAUUAAGAGAGGAGAGUUCAGUACAGAAGAGGAGCAAAAGAUCAUUCAACUCCAUGCUUUUCUAGGGAACAGGUGGUCAGCCAUAGCCAGGCAUCUCCCAAAGCGAACAGACAACGAGAUAAAGAAUUAUUGGAACACACAUCUCAAUAAGCGAUUAGCCGAGAUGGGCAUUGAUCCGGUGACUCACAAGCCACUCGGUCCCUCUUCCCCGACCACCGAUAACAACUCUAACCCUACCCACACGUCUCCCCACUCUCAACUUACCCAACCUACAACUCAAGCCCAGCUUCUCAACAAACUAGCAGCUAAGCUUGCGCCAUCAAGAUGCCUCGUGGCACUAAAAACUAGCCAGAGCCCUUCUCUUCGGUCCCUGUCUACAGAAGCUGAAAAAAAUGUUCUGCCAAAGAGGCCUAUUUCCAGUACUUCUGCUAGGCUGCUAAACAAAAUGGCCGGUAGACUCACGACUCCAUUACACUGCCUUAAUACGUUAAAAUCUAUCCUCUCAAGCUCUUUAGAUUAUCAAUCUGAAGGUCACAAUGCCAUCGAGGCUCCUCAUCAUGAUGACUUCAUGCAUCGUUCUACAUCUGCUUCAAGCCUUUCAGAGACUGGCUCAGAUAUGUCAAGAUCUAAUGCUAUAGCUACCCCUGAUCUUUCACCAUUAAUGGAGUCUUUUAAUCUUGACCUGCUUAAAGAUUGGAACGGGGUGGAUGACGGCGGCGUUUCAAGUAUUAACAUGGUUGACACCUAUAGCAGCUGCUGGGAGUCUCCCUUCACUAGUUUUAAGAACAAAAAGACAUUUUCUGGUAGUGAAUCAAUGCAUGAAGUUAUGGAUGCAUUGACGUAUAAUGACAGUGACAAGACAUAUGGAUCUGCACAAUACGAUAAUCAUUUCAUGGAUGGCUUCUCCAUUUUUUCAAUCAAUGGUUGCAGUGAAGAUUCACAUGAAGACAGGGUUUUUGAAGAUGCUACAUAUUCUCGGCAUAAGGACCACUUCUUUGAGAAUAAUUAUCAACUCCCGGAUUCGAAUGUCGUUUGAGUUGGUGUAAUUUUUUUUUUUUCUAAUUUCUUCUUCUUUCGCUAGAUGCUUAAUUAAUACCUUAG